UAUUCUUACUACAGGGCAACCAUAGAUGAAGUGGAAACAGAUGUGGUGGAGAUAGAAGCAAAGCUUGACAAGCUGGUGAAGCUAUGCAGUGGAAUGAUUGAGGCUGGGAAAGCCUACAUCACCACCAACAAACACUUUGUCAGUGGGGUCCGAGACCUGUCUCAACAAUGCAAGAAGGACGAAAUGAUUUCAGAGUGCCUUGACAAAUUUGGAGACAGCCUGCAGGAAAUGAUUAACUAUCACAUGAUCCUUUUUGACCAGGCUCAGAGGUCAGUCCGACAACAACUGCACAACUUUGUGAAAGAUGACGUUCGGAAGUUCAAGGAAACGAAGAAGCAGUUUGACAAGGUGCGAGAGGACAUGGAGAUCUCUCUGGUGAAGAAUGCGCAGGCGCCACGGCACAAGCCCCAUGAAGUGGAGGAAGCAACGGGCACCCUGACCAUCACCAGGAAGUGCUUUCGACACCUGGCCUUAGACUAUGUAUUACAGAUCAAUGUGCUACAAGCUAAGAAGAAAUUUGAAAUACUGGAUGCGAUGCUGUCUUUCAUGCAAGCCCAGUACACUUUUUUCCAGCAGGGAUACAGCCUUCUUCAUGAACUUGAUCCUUACAUGAAGAAACUAGCCACUGAGCUGGACCAGCUGGUGAUUGACUCUGCUGUGGAGAAGAGGGAGAUGGAGCACAAGCAUGCACUGAUACAGCAGAGGACUCUCCUGCAGGACUUCUCCUAUGAUGACUCCAAGGUGGAAUUUAACGUUGAUGCCCCCAAUGGAGUGGUGAUGGAAGGCUACCUCUUCAAGCGAGCAAGCAAUGCUUUCAAAACGUGGAACCGGAGGUGGUUCUCCAUACAGAACAGCCAGCUGGUAUACCAGAAGAAGCUAAAGGAUGUCCUCACGGUAGUGGUGGAAGACCUGCGUCUCUGUACUGUCAAGCCCUGUGAAGAUAUAGAAAGGAGGUUUUGCUUUGAGGUUGUCUCCCCUACCAAAAGCUGCAUGCUGCAAGCCGACUCGGAGAAGCUGCGCCAGGCCUGGAUCCAGGCGGUUCAGGCAAGCAUUGCCUCCGCAUACCGGGAGAGCCCUGACAGCUACUACAUCGAAAGACUGGACCGGACUGCCUCCCCAUCUACUAGUAGCAUUGACUCUGCCACGGACUCCCGGGAUCGCAACGUGAAGGGAGAGACCAUCCUGCAGAGGGUCCAGAGCAUUCCUGGAAAUGACCAGUGCUGUGAUUGUGGUCAGUCGGAUCCCCGGUGGGCCAGUAUCAACCUGGGCAUUCUGCUGUGCAUCGAGUGCUCUGGGAUCCACAGGAGUCUGGGCGUUCACUGUUCCAAGGUCCGAUCUCUCACGCUGGAUUCCUGGGAGCCAGAGUUACUGAAACUGAUGUGUGAGCUGGGGAACACCACCAUGAAUCAGAUUUAUGAAGCACAGUGUGAAGAGCUGGGACUGAAGAAGCCCACGUCAGGGAGCUCCCGACAAGACAAGGAAGCCUGGAUCAAGGUCAAAUACGUGGAGAAGAAAUUCCUGAAGAAGCUGCCUAACACUGAGGCCCUGGUGGACAACGAGAGGAAACCCCGGCGCUGGAGCGUGAAGAAGUGCCAGCGGCACAACAGCACCACAAAAGCACCCACAGCUCGCAGGAAGUACCGCCACGAGGCAGGAAAUGCAUCGCCGGCAGCACUGUCAUCAGCUGCCACACUGGAGAGGAAAUUCCGGCGAGACUCUCUCUUCUGCCCGGAUGAGCUGGACUCCCUCUUCUCCUACUUUGACACAGGCGCCGGCUCUGGACCACGCAGUGCCAGCCACAUCUCUAUGCAGCACCCGCUAGGAGCUGGCCCAUGGAGUGGCAGUGGCAUUGGUCCCGGUGGGAGCGGUAUGCCGUUCCUCCUGGACGGAGGUCUGAGCAGCGACAGUGGGCUGGGAGGCAGCACUGACGGCAGCACUGAUGUCCUGGUGUUUGGCUCAGUGGUGGACAGUGUCACGGAGGAAGAGUGUGAAGUGUCAGAGGAGUCUAGCGGCGAGGCAGAGAUUGAACAGGAGGCCUCGGACCUGGAGGACCUACGGGAAUUGCACCCCGGCUUGCUGGUUUACAAGGCAGCCCGGGCCCGGAACCUGCCUCUCAUGGCAGAGGCUUUGGCUCACGGUGCAGAAGUCAACUGGGUGAAUGACGAAGAUGAAAACAAAACUCCUCUGGUUCAAGCUGUGAUGGGGGGCUCCUUGAUAGCCUGUGAAUUCUUGCUCCAGAAUGGAGCAGAUGUUAACCAAAGAGAUAUACGGGGCCGGGCUCCUCUGCACCAUGCCACAUACCUGGGCCACACUGGCCAGGUCUGCUUGUUCCUAAAGCGGGGAGCCAACCAGCAUGCAGUGGAUGAGGAUGGGCAGGACCCUCUCAGCAUUGCAGUCCAGGCGGCCAAUGCAGACAUAGUCACCUUGCUGCGUCUGGCUCGGAUGAAUGAGGAAAUGAGAGAAGCUGAGGGCCCCUUUGGACAACCAGGUCAAUAUCCCAGCAACAGCCCCACUGAGCUCCAGUACAGGAAGUGUAUACAGGAGUUCAUCAGCCUUAAUAUAGAUGAGUGUUAGUGACAACUCCCUCCCCUGCCUCCCCUUUCCAUCUUGAGUGGGCUGAAUUUAGGGAAGCCCACGGAGCCCCACCCUUGGCAUAUUGGUGUUUCUUGCAGAUUGGCCUCGUUCUGAUGCCUACGGCAGAUAGGUCAAGCUCCGCACAGGAGGGAGAGGGGCCUUUCUGGCUAGCGUAUAAUUGUCAUGCUUGACUACAGGAUGGUUAUUUUCACGUAGGAGCUUAUUCAGGGCGUACCACAGACUGUGGCUCGUGGGUUUGGGUGUGCAGUGAGUGCACGAGACUGGAGCUUAGUGUAAAAGAAAUAAAAAGAAAAUCCUGUAACGCCAGAAGAAAAUCACCAACGCUACGAGUGAAUGCUGUGUUCAGAACCUGUUGUCUAUCUCCAGCGGUCUAGAUUGACCGUACCCUGAAUUACCGUGUGAACAAAGUUUGUUUGGGAAGGAUUCCCUUGCUGGAGCCCUCUCUUACCAAUGGUGGUCAGCAACUUGAAAUGCUCGUUGUCCAUAGGAUGACCACAAGGUUUGGAAGCUGCCGGGUCUGGUCAGAAUGCUAAAGCCUGGACUCAGUCUGGAACAGGCCAACUGGGGGUGAUGGUCCUUUGCUACAGAAGGACACGAUAGAAGGGGUAGGAAUGAGAGACCUUAUAUGCUCUCAGGUUUAUACCAGCAAAGCUCCCUUUUUUUAGCUGGUGGUAGCUAGCUGGUCAAAGCCAUAGCUCAUCUGCUUCCCGGACUAGGAUACGAUCUGUUGAGUGUAACGGAAGCAGCCGUGCACAUUUUUUGAGGUUAGGAGAGGCUCGUCGCUGGCGAUGGGCGUUGUGCCAGGGAACAGAAAUCAAAUCAGGCUCCCACCGCCUGAGUGGCUACCUGCAAACAUUAACGUGAGCAUCUGGGGUUUUUUUCCUGGUCACUUCAGAUUUCCUACUUAGCAUUUCUGUGAAAGGGAUUUCUACUUGCAUGCGUGUUGCUAAAUGCUGUCGUCCUUCAUGGUGAUGCAUGCGAGCAGGGCAUCUCCACAGCAGAGCCGGGGAAUCCAGGUUUCCUUGAUCCCGCUGAUCAGUGGGACAGUUUUUGUGUGGUUCUGUUUCCUUUUUUUGCUGGAGUGGGGACCUGCUCUUUACUGGGAGCACUUUGGUUCUUUUUUAUGGGCUGUGUUUUUGGGGCACUCGUGGUGUCUCUGCAGAGACAUGGUGCCCGUGCUGUAAUUUCUUUGGAGGGCUUAAGAGAUCGGGUGUAAAAUUGGCUGCCCUCUGCCUCUGACUGUGAAUUACCAUGCAAAGCCUGGCUGUGCCUCUCUACGAGCCCAGGCCUGUAAAGUGCUGAGUGCCCUCACCUGCCUUUUUUUUGAAGUCAGUGGUGUCUAGGGGCUCUUAGUGCUUCACAGGAAGAGCUUGGGAUUGCGGAGGAUCCGGAUCUGAGUGAGGAGCACAAGAAGCCAGGAAGAUGCCCCUAGUUCCUGUCCCCUCUGUGAGGUUAGCUGUGAUACACUACAACACUUUCCUCUUCCCAUGACUUACUACUUCACUAAAAGCCUUUCUCUGUAUGCCAGCUCCUCUCAGGUUGCUGCCCAGGGUAACGCACACAAUCUGCUGGUCGCUCUUGGCCCUUGGAUGCUACACACGUCAGCAGCCACCAUGCCAGUCAGUGCUACACCACCAACACUGCAAUAGCAAAGAAACUCCUUCCCCCUUUCAGCUUAAGGGCUGGAUCCUGCUCUGUUGGAAGGCAAUGAAAGUGUUGCCACUGGAUCCUUGGAGGCUGGCUAGGGCUAUGCCUCUGGAUUUGGGCCACCCGCUUCCUGGGUUUCUACUGGUCUCAUGGCUUCUUUCCUGUCUUCCCGUUGGGAUCAUGGGAUGCCCAUGCCCUGUUCUCAUCUCAGUUAAACCCACGUGCUAUAGAUUCAGAAUAACCCUGUGGAUGCUGCUUUGACCAAACUUUGAAUCUGGACAAAAACAAGCCAAGCCCUCGUUCAGACUCUGUUGUCCUGCGCUAUAUCUUCUCCAUCUGCGCAUUCAUCCUUGGGUCACAGGGCACAGAGACCACAUCUGUGCUCUUUAUGUAACAAGGCUGGAUUACUUGACCCUUCAGCCUUUAUGUAUUCCUUGUAACUUCCUGCCAUUUGCCUUUGGUGGGGCCCAGAGUAUAUAGCUUGCCACCUUGAAUCACUCAGCGCCCAGUCUUGGCCAGCCAAGCAAUCCUUUCUCCCUCAGGACUUUUUCCUAGGUCAGCACUGAGCAAAGGCUUUGCAAUGGGCUUCUGGACCAUAGCAGAGGCCACAUGCCACAGACUUUACUAUUCCAUACUGAGACAUCACACCCACUGGCUUCACCAGGACUGCUUGCAGCAUUGUGUGUGGUCACUGGUUACCACUGCAGUUCAGAGAAAAGGCAUUGGUACGUAGGCUUGUAAUUCGUGGUGCUAAAUGCUGUCCUUCAUUUGCUAUCUGCUCUGCCCUCAGUUCAAGACAAGCUCAGACUUGCUUUGUGUUCAGUACGGUGCCAAAGCUUUUAUUCAGCACUCCUCCACCAAGAAAGUCAUCUUCCCUCUGCAAAACACUUCAGGCCAGAUUCCUGUCAACUAGACAUCUAAGUGGACUAGGAUGCGCAAGUGCAAUCCUAUCCCACCCUGCAUAAACCCUUGAAAAUCCAUUACCACAUCUAUUUUUGUAACGUGCUGUCAUCUUAGCCUUAAGACUGAGUCACAAACAGCAGCAAGGAGGGACCCACCCACCUCCUGUAUUCAUUGAUUUUCAGGGACUCGAGAAGGGUAGAAGAGGGAUGGUAUCUGACCCUGUAAACAUCAGCUCAUCCAUAAAACAGGCAGGCCCCUUUGAACUCGGUAUGACUCUUUCCUCUGACACUUCCUACUUAGUAGCCCGAGUCUGCUCCCAUCAAUACCAGUGGGACUUCUGCUGUUGACUCCAGCGUGAGUAAGAUCAGGAGCUUGUUGAGCAAACCCACGGACUCACUGCCCCUCAGCAUGGAAGUCUCUGCUUGAAAAGAGGCUCCUUUCUGCAGAGCUUCUAUGCCGUAAGGGGCUGCCCAGCUGCCUCCCUGCUCUUCACCGUACAGUGAAAGAAUAUGAAUUGUGGACCACUCUGCCCCCAGCGCAGCAAGCCACACACUUAACUUCAGCAGGGGUACUGGCACACCUGUCCUGAGUCUUCUAGCCCAAUCUCGCAAAGCACUUAUGGACUCAGCGUGCGCAGGAUAAAGCAGGAUCCACCCAUAGGUAGUCAAAAACCUGCUGCGUUUCUUGAGUUAGGAACUAGGAGGACCCUCCGCAGCUCAGGCUAGCUGAUCAUCCCAUCCCAUUUGAAAGACCAAUCUGCGCAAUUUCAGACAUAUCUCCGCCGGGACGUGGUUUUCCCCAAGCCAUGUCUUCCUCCAGAAAAAGACAAUACUGAAUCAAAACCAGGACAUGUCAGGGUGCUUCAAAAUCUUGGAAAAGGAAUAAGAAACAUCUUAGUAGGAAACAUUCCUGCUCUUGCUCAGCAUUCACAAAACUCAUCACGGUAGUGAAAUGGCGCUCUCAUGUAGUGCGUGUUAAAUGGCCCUGAUCAGCUUUCCAUCUCUUUGACAGGAGUUAGAAAUAUAUUGGUAGAUCCUUUCUAUAAACCAGUCAGAACCGAAGGCGAGGCUUCCAGUCCAGGCCAUUUUAUUUCACAGUCAGCGUUACCGACUCAUGAGAACAAUAUAGAAACUCUGUACAGUUUGGCACAUAUAAGCUUGGAUUCUCUCACUGCCGAGGUACACGCGGUUAAAGAAUAUGUAAAUACUGAAGCAAAAAGCAGUGCGUCUGUCAAGACAAUUUAUCUAUUUAAAAUGUAUUGGUACUUUAUUUAGAUUCAAUGUAUAAAGCAACUUUGUGCACUUUUCCUACUUACAGUAUUGGGGUUUUUUUUAUGUUCUUUUGUUAUGGAUUUUGUGCUGUCUUUUUUAAUUGGUGAAAUUUGUUAAGUAUUUAAUUUAUUAUUGAUACGCCCAGAGGACUAGUGCAAUUUUUAUUCAAUACAGUUUGGCUGUAUUUAAUGUCAGGAUUUUUUUUUAACGUGGCUAGGGCAUUUUUUUUUUUAAAUCCACCUCUUCUCUCCCCCCGUCUUUUUUUUCUUUUCCUUUUCUUUAUUUUUCCAUUACAUGGAUUGUGAGGCACGUGACGCCUUGCAGCUUGAAAGACAGUAUAACACUAAACAAAUCCUUGAGUUUCUAAAACAAAAAGUUCUCCAGGAAAAAGAAAUGUCUAAGAGGCAUUUAUCAAUUUUUCCCCCAUGUUUAUGUAUUUAUUUCUUGGAGUAUGUGUGUGUGUGUGCGUGCGUGUGCGCGCGCGUGUGUGUAUGCACAAAUUUGGAGAUUUGGGAGGGUCAGGGCAGAGGGAAAAUUGUACAUAAAGUUUGUUUUCAGCAAAGCAAAAGGCUAGUCAGGCUACAGGGAAGUCUAGACAUUAAGUCACUUAGGUUUCUUUCUUCUUGAAAUAGGGAUGUAUUUCUCUGUGUUGUACAAUCCUGUUGGCACUAUCUAAUGCCAAAAUUUCGCCCUUUUCGUUCUUCCUUCCAACUCUUCUUUUCAAAGACGUUACAUGUUACCUAAUACCUACCUGACAGUAACUUGGCUGCAACUACAAUUAAUAUUAAUAUUCAUUAAUAGAUUUGCCUUUGUCUAGAAAGCAACAUCCCAAGUAUCGUGUACAUGAAGGUGGGC
This is a messenger RNA of Gavialis gangeticus (Gharial), 7271 nucleotides long. It is a transcript of the gene ACAP3, whose product is annotated as ArfGAP with coiled-coil, ankyrin repeat and PH domains 3. Gene Ontology annotation, cellular component: cytoplasm. The record is from RefSeq and is a predicted model, not a curated record. NCBI's taxonomy places the organism in Eukaryota, Metazoa, Chordata, Crocodylia, Gavialidae. Gene Ontology annotation, molecular function: GTPase activator activity; protein binding. The transcript is spliced from 24 exons. The coding region runs from base 94 to 2574 and encodes 826 amino acids.